Phlebotomus papatasi is the source of this 963-nucleotide messenger RNA. RefSeq lists its product as uncharacterized. Bases 132 to 755 code for a protein of 207 amino acids. The transcript has 2 exons. Lineage: Eukaryota; Metazoa; Arthropoda; Insecta; Diptera; Psychodidae. The record is from RefSeq and is a predicted model, not a curated record.
GACCACUCUUGGCGCCACAGUCGCUCAUCAAACAAAGUGUCAAUAAGUAACGUAAAAAAGGGUCAAAAACGCACAAAAAUCGUGAAAAAACGCAUCUAGAUAGGAAAUAAAAGGAAUAGAAAUCAAAGAAAAUGUUUCGGUUCAAAAAAGUGGAUCACCGAAGCGCUCACAAUUAUCCAACGUGCCUUGCUCACAUUUGUCUCUCGGGUAUCUCAGGAUGGUGCCUGAGUAGGACACUGGCGCUGGAAGUGUAUCCAGUGGCUGUGGUGACCUUUGGCUUCAUGCUGGUGCACGGAAUCGUCGGUGUCUUCCGCUUUGGCCAUCCCAAUCUCGUUGUCUACCUCCGAUCGGUCUAUGUCAUCACAUUCAAUGCUAAUCGAAUAAUGCCCGUAGCCCUUCUCACUACACAACUCUAUCAGCGUGUUAAUAAUUCACUCUGGGCCAUUAUUCAGGUCUCAUCCACGGGCAUCCCCAUUCUGGAUGUCAUUUUUACGCCCGGAGGCCAUGAUACAGUCAAAUUCCUCAUUCUCCUUGGCAAUAUCAUGUCCCUCAUGUACUUUGGCUUCAUGGCGGACAAUUAUUGGGCACUGGGACUAGCAUUGCUGUGUGUUAUCAAUUGUUUCGUGAUUGAUAAAUUGGCGGAAAAUUUCUCAGUGCCACUCAUCGACCUCUUCACAGUGGGUCUAUGUUUCUUCAAUAUCUUUGCAUUUAAUUCACUUAUUGAACUGAAAGUUGAUCAAGAGUACGAUUUCUAACAGUGGCUAAAGUGCAAGAUAAAAAAGACUCAAAUUAUUAUGGCGUGUGUGUGAAUAAGUUGUUACCUUUUAAGGUGUAAAAAAAAGAAGAAAAGUUUUAUAUAAUGUUGCAUUUUUGGAAAACUAAUAUUUUUUAUAAAUAAAAUCUUUUAAUGACCUGUUCAAAUUUGACUGAAAAUAUAUGGAGUUUUAGAUAUUUUAUUGAAAA